Molecule: messenger RNA, 619 nt
Organism: Penaeus chinensis
Lineage: Eukaryota; Metazoa; Arthropoda; Malacostraca; Decapoda; Penaeidae
Product: cartilage oligomeric matrix protein-like
Exons: 2
Coding region: 19-246 (75 amino acids)
Biological process (GO): cell adhesion
Cellular component (GO): extracellular region
Molecular function (GO): calcium ion binding
Source: RefSeq, a predicted model, not a curated record
GGGCUCCUCCGGCUCACCAUGUACGAGAACGGGAAGUUCCUAAGCGACUCCGGCAACAUCUACGACUCCCGGCUCAAGGGCGGCCGGCUUGGGGCGCUCAGCAACUCGCAGAGGAGGAUUCUGUGGGUCUACAUGAAGUACAGCUGUAACGAAAAAGUGCCUCAGGCUGUAUACAACGACCUGCCACCAGCCCUCCAGGCCCAAGUAGAGGUCGACGAUGGAAGCUAUCAACCCACUGGAAUAUAAAACCCACCGGAUUGUGUAGUCGUAUGUGUUUUAAAGUGGGUCUGUAUUAGUUUGAAAAAAAAAGAAAAAAAAAUAUAUAGGUAAUAUCAUUUUUUGUGCACAGUUAUGAAUGACACUGCUCCGUUGCAAGUUUGAUAUCCUGACAUUUACCCUUGAAUCUGUUACAUUGAUUUGAUCAUGCCAACCAAGCAAACUUUGUGACACAUAAUCGUGUAUCAUUUUGAGAUAAGGAAACCAUAUGUUGGCAGAUUCAUAUUUAACAAGUUCGAACCGAAACGAGGGAAAGAACGCAAAACGUUGUGCCUUUAGUUGCAUUGCUUGAUAAGAUUUGAUUCAAAGAUAUGGACUUAGUGCAUUAAAGAAUAAUAUAAUA